This is a messenger RNA of Mus musculus (house mouse), 958 nucleotides long. RefSeq names its product gametocyte specific factor 1 (gene Gtsf1). The record is from RefSeq and is a predicted model, not a curated record. Gene Ontology annotation, molecular function: tRNA binding. The transcript is spliced from 11 exons. Lineage: Eukaryota; Metazoa; Chordata; Mammalia; Rodentia; Muridae. Gene Ontology annotation, cellular component: cytoplasm. The coding region runs from base 337 to 840 and encodes 167 amino acids.
CGGCCACGCCCUGGCAUCAGGCCGGAAGUGGGCGUUGCCGGGGCCUGGCUGUGAGGCGAAGUCGGCGGUGGGGAGAGCUUCUGGACUGAGCCUUAAGCCCUGAACAACAGCUGCGUCGGCCAUCGUCUGCUCGACGGGCUGCCUGGUACCUUUUUCUGCCUUGUUUUCUAGCCUGUUAUUGGGGGAAAGGAAUCAAAUCACCUGUUAACAAUUUGAUGGGGAAGAUAAGAGACAGCUGAAUGAUGGUGUUAUGAGUUCCAGCGUCCUUGGCCUACUUGGAAUCAGUCUGUUUGCUAAGAAAGAAUAGCACUUGAACAGGACUCCUUUGCCAUCAGCAUGGAAGACACUUACAUCGACUCCCUGGACCCUGAAAAGUUAUUACAGUGCCCCUAUGAUAAAAAUCACCAGAUCAGGGCCUGCAGGUUUCCUUAUCAUCUUAUCAAGUGCAGAAAGAAUCAUCCUGAUGUCGCAAACAAAUUGGCUACUUGUCCCUUCAAUGCUCGGCAUCAGGUUCCCCGGGCUGAGAUCAGUCAUCACAUCUCGAGCUGUGAUGACAAGAGCUGUAUUGAGCAGGAUGUGGUCAACCAAACCAGGAACCUUGGACAAGAGACUCUGGCUGAGAGCACAUGGCAGUGCCCUCCUUGUGAUGAAGACUGGGAUAAAGAUUUGUGGGAACAGACUAGCACCCCAUUUGUCUGGGGCACAGCCAGUUUCUGUGGCAACAACAGUCCUGCAAAUAACAUAGUUAUGGAACAUAAGAGUAACCUUGCUUCAGGCAUGCGAGUUCCCAAGUCUCUGCCCUAUGUUUUGCCAUGGAAAAACAAUGGAAAUGCACAGUAACUGAACAUCUUUUUCAAAUGCCAGACUGUGGAAGACUCUUGCUUAUUCCUGCUACCAAGGGUUCUUCUUUUUUCUCUUUAUCUAAUUAUAGAACAGUAAACUGUCUGUGACUUUCAAA